AUUUAUGAUAUGAUAUUGGUGCGACAUGGUCUGAUGAUUGUUGGGGAUCCCUUUGGGGGGAAGACCUCAGCCUUUAAGAUCCUUACAGAGGCCCUACAUGUAAUGCAUGACAAAGGACUCAUGGAGGAAAACAAGGUGAUAUACUCCAUAAUUAAUCCCAAGGCCAUCACUAUGGGACAACUGUAUGGUGUUCUGGCUAACACGUUCAGGGAGCAUGCCUCUAACACAUCCCCGGACAGGAAGUGGAUUAUUUUUGACGGACCGGUGGAUGCCGUGUGGAUUGAGAACAUGAACACAGUAAUGGAUGACAACAAAAAGCUGUGCCUGAUGAGUGGAGAGAUUAUCCAGAUGAACAACACACAAAACAUGAUCUUUGAAGCCAUGGACCUAGAGCAGGCAUCCCCCGCCACAGUCAGCAGAUGUAGUAUGAUUUACAUGGACCCACUACAGCUGGGUUAUAACGCUUUAAUCAAGUCCUGGAUUGAGCAUGAACUCCCUAAUAACCUCACAUGGGAACAGAAAGACACCAUCAAGAUGCUGUUUGAGUGGAUGCUGGAGCCGUGUUUGAAUUUCGCGUCUAAGUACUGUAAAUGUCUACUGACGUGUCACCUAAUGCAUCUGACAGCUAGCAUGCUGACCCUCUAUAGCUGUAUGAUGGAGGAUGUCAGAAGACUUGGUUUGGAUGAUGGUGAAGAAGAAGAAGAAGAAGCCUUUUGUAGAGGAGGAUGAGGAAGGAGGGGGAGGAAUGGACUCUGAUGAUGAAGGCUCCAAGGAGAAGUCCCUCACUGACCAGAAGAUCAUGGAGGAAAGAACGGCCAUGCUGAUCACCUACUUCUUCUUCUCCAUGGUCUGGUCGAUUGGGGGUACACUGGACGCCAA
Saccostrea cuccullata (small rock oyster) is the source of this 879-nucleotide messenger RNA. RefSeq names its product dynein axonemal heavy chain 3-like. NCBI's taxonomy places the organism in Eukaryota, Metazoa, Mollusca, Bivalvia, Ostreida, Ostreidae. Gene Ontology annotation, molecular function: minus-end-directed microtubule motor activity; dynein intermediate chain binding; dynein light intermediate chain binding. Gene Ontology annotation, cellular component: dynein complex. The transcript is spliced from 7 exons. The record is from RefSeq and is a predicted model, not a curated record. The annotation marks the transcript as partial. Gene Ontology annotation, biological process: microtubule-based movement.